This is a messenger RNA of Eremomyces bilateralis CBS 781.70, 1176 nucleotides long. RefSeq lists its product as uncharacterized. The coding region runs from base 1 to 1176 and encodes 391 amino acids. The transcript is spliced from 2 exons. NCBI's taxonomy places the organism in Eukaryota, Fungi, Ascomycota, Dothideomycetes, Eremomycetales, Eremomycetaceae. The record is from RefSeq and is a predicted model, not a curated record.
AUGACGGAGAACGGGCGCGUCCAACUCUCGCUGCCCAACGAUGAUGAAUCGCCAGCAAAACGGAUAUCUACUCCAGCCGGGGAGCGCCUCUCUGUCAUCAUGGAUAAUCGUGCCUCUAAUGCUGGAGAGACCUCGUCAAAAAGAAGCUCGGGAAGGUUUUCGAAUCGAACCUCGAUCUUCACGCCGAUGAGGAGCUCGUUUGGCUUUGGGGAGCCGCCGAGGGAGAGCCUGGAAAACAAGGCGUUUUCAAAUGGUGGUGGUUUGAGGGGUCUAUAUACUACCAGUAUCUGGAGCGAGCUGGGAAGUGUCCCGGAGGAGAAGCGAGGGCCCAUGGCCACCUUGAGAGGGAAAAGAUUAUUCUCAGAUCGAGGGAGGCGGAAGCGCAUCCUGCUCAUCAUAGUGGUAAUCGUCUUGAUUAUCAUAGCUCUGGCUGUCGGACUAGGCGUCGGACUGAGUAGAGGAAGCUCUCCGAGCCUAGAUGUACCAGACCCAAACCAGUCCACUUCGAAUCCAUCUACUUCUCUACCCGGUACUUCGGGAGCAAACCCUCCGCCUAAGGACUUUCCUCUGGGAACAUAUUCCAUGACCACCUUCCUAGACACGAUCCAAACGAACUGCACCUCAAAUCCUGACAUCUGGCGCUGCCCCCCAUAUACGAUCUACAACACUUCACCCGAACAAUCUCUCGCGACCUUCAACUGGACGAUCUCGGAACCGUCGUCUGGAAAUUGGGUGAUUUCUAGUGCCGACAACUCUUUGGCUGCUUUGAAUUUCCAGAAUGCGCGUUUGGCCCUCCUCGACCAAGGCAAGGACUCCGAGCGAUAUCGCUUCCAAGUAACCACGGACAAGAUGGUCAAACCAACGGCAUCUUUGACCGGCGACAACGUUGGAGCGACAUGCUACUUUAACGCAACUACGUUCACCGGAUUCCUAUACACGAAGAUGGCGAGAGACUAUCCUAAUGACCGGAUGGCGACGAAUGGAGAUCCGGCGCAUGAUCUGUGGCCCUAUGCAAUUCGUGCCGAAGAAGUCAUUUCUGCAGGCGAGGGCAUUCCUAACUGCUAUCGGGACGACAACUGGGAGAGGAUUGAGAACGGUGCAACACAGUCGAUUGGUGCAGGCGAUGGAGGUAACCUGUGUAGUUGCCUGUACAAGAAUUGGAGAACGCCAUCUUGA